Heterocephalus glaber (naked mole-rat) is the source of this 803-nucleotide messenger RNA. RefSeq names its product proline-rich protein 23A-like. Lineage: Eukaryota; Metazoa; Chordata; Mammalia; Rodentia; Bathyergidae. The record is from RefSeq and is a predicted model, not a curated record.
CCAGCCAGCCACCCACCCACCCGAUGGCCAUGCGGCCCCGCAGCCCCGGCGCCGACCCUGCGCCCUGCUGCGCGCCGCAGCAGCACGGGGGACCCGGCCCAGCCAAGCGUCGCCGCCUGGAGGACCACGCUGGACCCGAGACCCGCGCAGCGCCCCUCCUCCAAGACCCCGCGGAUCCGCCCGGCACGCCAGCGCCCACGCCCACCUCCACCUGCGUCUCCGUGCUGCUCCUGGGCGCGCGCUGCGCCCUGCAGCUGCCCCUGCAAGACGGCGGCCAGCUGCUGCUGGAGCCCGCGCCCGACUCCGUCCUGCAAGUGACCCUGCAAGACCACAGCCUCCUCCUGUGCUCCACCCACCGAGGCUCCGCAGGGCAGAGCCACUCUCUUGAAGGCCUGGACGCGCCGGGAGCCCACCUGGGCCCUGCCCUGGGGAACCACGUCGUCGUCGUCGUCGUCUUCGUGGAGCAGCGGGGAUUCUGCGCCUCUGUCCCAGAGACCCCGGAGAUGGCCGGCCACGAGGAGGCCCAAGCCCAUGAGGACGCGCACCCGGUGUUCCUGGCGCCCUACCCGGACCCUGCAGCCGGCUUCACUGCUGGGCUCCCGCUCUGGCCCGCAGCAGUGCCGAGCCACCACCCCCCGGGCCCGGUCCCACAGCCCUGGCCUCUGCCGCCCGCCAGUCCUUUCGCCGGGGGCUCUCCCGGCCUCGUCUUCGACCAGGACGACUUCCAUCUGCCCAGGCCCUUCCCCACCUCGCCGCUCCAACCUCUGCCUCCCUUUCCGACUCCCUGGCCCCACGAGCGCCCG